Molecule: messenger RNA, 1461 nt
Organism: Emericellopsis cladophorae
Lineage: Eukaryota; Fungi; Ascomycota; Sordariomycetes; Hypocreales; Bionectriaceae
Product: glycosidase-like protein
Exons: 1
Coding region: 1-1461 (486 amino acids)
Biological process (GO): fungal-type cell wall organization; carbohydrate metabolic process
Cellular component (GO): fungal-type cell wall
Molecular function (GO): glycosyltransferase activity; hydrolase activity, hydrolyzing O-glycosyl compounds
Source: RefSeq, a predicted model, not a curated record
AUGAACGAGACCGAUUGCAAGCCUGACCCUGCAUUCGGUACGUCGCACAUGUGGCACUUCAAUCAGACACCCAGCAGCGACCUCUGGCGCACCAAAGUAGGACCCAUGCACUACGACGAGGAGGGGGGAGCCCGGUUCACCAUCAGCAAGCAAGGUGAAUCUCCCACCAUCGACACCAAGUUCUACAUCUUCUUCGGCCGCGUCAGCUUCUCGCUCAAAGCUGCCACAGGACGGGGCAUUGUCAGCUCCAUGAUGAUGCUCAGCGACAACCUGGACGAAAUAGACUGGGAAUUCACAGGCACAGACGACCGAGCGUCUACAAACUUCUUCGGAAAGCACAUUGAGUACUACGAAAAUGGCGAGUACCAUGACAUGGACACGCCCUGCCACGAUGACUACCACAACUAUACGACUGUCUGGACGGCGGAGAAGAUGGACUUUUACAUUGAUGAGAAGAUUGUCCGGACCGUUAGCCAUGAGGACGCCAAAGUCAACGACACUGACAUCUAUCCCCAAACACCCAUGCGCGUGUCCCUGGGCAUCUGGGCUGGUGGCGACCCUUCCAUGAACGAGUGGACUCGCAAAUGGGCCGGUGGUGAUACCAAUUUCGACGAGGGUCCAUUCGACAUGUAUGUCAAGGACGCCUACAUUGAGGACUUUAGCACCGGCAAGGAGUACGUCUUUGGUGACAAGUCUGGAACCUGGGAAAGCAUCGAGAUUGUCCCGGGCAAUUCGACCGCGUACGAGGCAUUGAAUCAGGAGCCUUCCAAGUCCAUUAGUGAAAAGUUCAACGCUCUGCCCCAGGCGGCCAAGAUCGGCGUCUACGCGGGAGGCGCUGCCGUCGGUGCCCUCGCCAUUGGCGCCCUCAUCUUCUUCUGCAUCAAGCAGCGUCGUCGUGGCGCGCAUGAAGCGCGGUCGGCUCUCCAGGCGUCGGAGACUGACCGAAGCAUCAACAGGUACAGCAAGAUGGGCCUCCAGGGCGACGACUUCUCCGAGAGGGCGACCGAGUACGAUGCUCAUGAGAUGAAGAGCACUGGCCAAGCUGGCGCCAAUUACUACAGCGUUCCCGCCAACGAGUCGACUACCUCCCUCGACAAGGCAGGCUGGGCGGGUGCUGCGGUUGUCGGCGCUGGCGCUGGCGCUGCGCUGCGCUCUCCCACUCAGAGUUCCUUCCAAGGUGCACGCAAUGCGCAGGGCGGCUUCGCUUCACCACCGCCUCCGGUCGGCACUGUGCGCUCGUCGAGUCCUGGGAUGAUGCGGUCACCUGGAUCCCCUGGGCCCCAGCAGGCCUAUGGUGCUUCUCGGAUGCAGCACGACUCGCCCUUUAGCGACGCCAAUGCGUACGGCCGUGUGCAGAGCCCUGGCCCUUCGCCAAUGUCGCCAUCCCAGCGAAGCUUCAGUGGUCAUUCUGGCUUCAGUCAACCGAAGGGCAGCCCAGGGCCUGGCGGGUACAGGCAGUAG